This is a messenger RNA of Helianthus annuus (common sunflower), 1248 nucleotides long. RefSeq names its product ATP-dependent DNA helicase PIF1-like. Gene Ontology annotation, biological process: DNA repair; telomere maintenance. NCBI's taxonomy places the organism in Eukaryota, Viridiplantae, Streptophyta, Magnoliopsida, Asterales, Asteraceae. The transcript is spliced from 5 exons. The coding region runs from base 1 to 1248 and encodes 415 amino acids. The record is from RefSeq and is a predicted model, not a curated record. Gene Ontology annotation, molecular function: DNA helicase activity.
AUGGUACACAAACAUGCCUUUGAAGCUUUAGAUAGGACGAUGACCGACGUAUUUUCGGAAGGUAGGAGUAUUCGUUCGGAUAUUCCUUUUGGAGGUAAAGUUAUUGUAUUUGGUGGUGACUUUAGACAAAUACUACCUGUUAUUCCCAAUGGUACUAGACAAGAAAUUGUUAGUGCAUCUUUAAGCUCUUCAUACAUAUGGUCAAAAUGCAGACUCUUACGGCUGACUAAAAACAUCUGUCUAACUAUUGGAGCUGAAAGUUCAAAUAUGGAGUCUAUCAGAGAAUUUGCAAAAUUGCUUAUUGAUAUUGGUGAAGGAAACGUUGGAGAUGAUAAUGAUGGUGACACCAUUAUAGAGACACCAGAUGAUUUACUAAUCACCGAUUUUUGUGACCCGAUACAAAGAUUCCUGGAAUUUUUUUCUGAGCGAGCAAUUCUAGCACCCAAAAAUGAGGUAGUUCAUGAAAUUAAUGAUCGAUUGCUUUCGUUAUUUCCUGGUGAUGCGAAAGAGUAUCUGAGUUCUGAUAGUAUAUGUCAAACUGAACAAAUUCUUGAUUCUUUUCAAGAAAGCUUAUACUCAAUAGAAAAUUUGAAUGCUCUUAAGGUUUCUAGCUUGCCUAAUCAUAGAUUAGUUCUUAAAGUUGGUGUUCCUGUGAUGCUUCUUCGAAACAUUGAUCAACAGAAAGGGUUAUGUAACGGUACAAGGCUUCAAAUUACUUUUCUUGGUAAACGAGUCAUAGAAGCUGAAGUUAUAUCUGGUGGUAACAUUGGCCCAAGAGUUUUUAUUCCAAGGAUUAAUAUGAUCCAGUCUGACAAAAAAAUACCUUUUCAAUUUCAACGAAGACAAUUUCCUUUAUCAGUUUGUUUUGCCAUGACAAUUAACAAGAGUCAAGGACAAUCGUUAUCAAAGGUUGGUCUUUAUUUGAAAGAUCCUGUUUUAACUCAUGGUCAGUUGUAUGUUGCAUUAUCAAGGGUCAAGACCAGAGAAGGCGUUAAAAUACUAAUAUUUGACGCUGAUGGAAAACCAACAAAUAAGACUUCUAAUGUUGUUUACAAAGAAGUUUUUCUAGCUUGUUUUAUGAUGUAUACUACAUUUGUCAAGUUUCUUGAUAACCCAGAAUCUUUGAAACUGGUAAUCGAAGACUGCUUCAUUAAACGGUUUUACGCGUCUAGGGUUGAUAACAACUUUGUAUUUCCUAGCGGAUGGUCGGAAAUGUGCAACGAUGUUGGGAUACUUGUCACACCCUGA